CCUCCUGCGCCCCGCGCGCCUGGCGGGGGCCCGCGGCUGGCCGGGGGCAGACAGAUGACGAAGAGGAGGCCCGGAGGUGCUGUGGUGAGAAGAGGCUUGGGGAGGCGUAGGAAGGAUGGUCAGCUUCCAUCGCGCCCCGGACUGACCCCGGGAAUCCCCGAAUUCCCGCGGGGGAUCCUGGCUUCCCUCCCGCGUGGUUUCAAAAGUUGUGAAACUCCCGAGGGUCCCAGCCCAUGGCCGCCCUGGUGUCGCGCGGUCUCCAGGGGAGCGGGGAAAGUAAAACCGAAACCUGCCUGCCGGCCCGCCCUUCCGCCCGCGCCCCGCUACGUUCCGGCCCCGCCGACGGCCGAGUGCGCAUCUCUGCUCCGCCAUGGCAAACCUAUUUUGGGAUACUUGCAUCUUAACACUUGCAGUUAGGAUGGAGGAACACGUUUACAUAUUUUUACUGUUCAGAAGCUGUUUUCGGCCAUUAAAUACCUCCCAUCCCUGGCUGGAUGGCUCAGUUGGUUGGAGCAUCGUCCUGUGCACCAAAAGGUUGCAGGUUCAAUUCUGAUUCCAUCCCUGCUCUGGGCCAGCAUCAGUUUUGAAUGUCAAGGAAUCCAAAGCUUCUGAAAGAACGGUUGUAGUUGCUGGUCUGCCGGUUGGCCUUUUUAGUGAUCUAUUACUGACCACAUUAGUGAAGAGACACUUCCAAGAUAUCAAGAAUGAAGGCGGGGUUGUUGAAAAUGUAAUAUAUCCAACAAGAACCAUGGGAGUUGCAUAUGUAACAUUCAAAGAAAAAAAAGUUGCAGAGAACGUCAUCAGAAAAAAGAAACACUAUCUAGCAGAGAAGGUUGGACCCAUUCAACUCGCAGUCUCUCAUUUUAGUGAAAAGGUCUUGAUCUCUGUAAAUGCUAUUCUUGAUCUCUCUGUUUUUCGAGGUCAGUUCCCUCUGGAAAGUCUGGUGAGGGACCUGAAAAAGAAAAUUCCAAGUUUAUGCUUCAGUCCUUUGAAACAAAAUGGAAGAAUCUCCGUUCAAGGAUCCUUUCUGGCUAUCAAGAAGCUCAAAGAAUCUUUGCUAUUUAAAGCAAGUUCUCUUUUAGAAAAAAGCAGGAGUUGUAUCAGUGAGGCAGAAAAGAGGAGUAGACAGAGCCCCAGAAGGAGUCUACAGAGAAGUCAUAACUCUUUGGAGUCACCCAGGUCCUCAGUACCCGAGACGGCUAGACGCGGAGAGACUGCCAGAUGUGGAGAGACGCUUGUUCUCGAUACAGAUGUUUUCCUGUACCUGAAAAAGAACGGCGUUUAUGAAAGUACUUUGAGAAAAUAUCAUGUGCUAUGUCAGGAGAGAGUGGAAGGUGAAAUCACCACAAUUUGCAUAAAAAAUGCUCGAGAUGGUUUGCGGCCAAACAAUGAAAAACUUGUAAAAGAGUACUUUGAGAAAUAUUCACAUGCUCUUCACUUUGAGCUUAGAAAAGAGACGUUUGAUUUGGAAGGAAAGGAAAAGAGAGAGAGAGGAAAUAUUAAGUUGGCAUGUGAACAACUAAGUUUGAGGUACCAUCAGAAACUUCUGGUUAAUUUUUAUAAGACACACAUUGAUAUUAUAGGAUCUUCUUCUGACGUUUACUCAUUUAAAAAAGAGGUCAUGAAAUUCAUAAGGCAAACAGUUAGGUGAUAGAAUCUCAGCGAUAGUGAUGAUAAUGGCUGCUGCUUUUCCUUCCUGAGCAGUGAGGAUGCCAUGCAUGAUGAUAGCUUUACCCAUUUUAUCUCAUUUAAUCCUUGAGACCAUCCUUCGUUAGAGUCAUUGCUUUCCUCAUGUUAUAGGGGAAGGAACUAGGAUUUGGAGAGGUUAAAACACAUGUCCGAGGUUAUCUAACUGGCAAGGAAUGGGGCUGGGAUUAAACCCAGUCUAUGACUAUAAAGGAAAUAUCUAAAGCAUAAAACUUUGAAAAAAAACAACAACUCAUUAAGCUUUGAAGAAAUCUCACUUUCUCUGAAACCCCAAAUUCUUAGAAAAGGAAAUAGCUUUAAUUCUAAAAUGCGAGAAGUUCAGAUGAUGAUGAUUAUGCCGUUGGCAAUUAGCAUUUACAAAGUUUGCAUUUAUUCUAAAUAGAAUAAGGCUGCUGGCAAGCCCUGGCCAGGUAGCUCAGUUGGUUAGUGCAUCAUCCAGAUAUAUCAAGAUAGCAGGUUUGAUCCCCAGUCAGGGUACAUACAGGAAUCAACCAAUGAAUGCAUGAAUGGAUAGAGCAACAAAUGGAUCUUUAUCUCCUCCUCCUUUCUCUCUAAAAAAUCAAUAAAAAAAAAUUAAAGAAAAUAUGUUGGCAAAAGUCACUUGAGAAGCUACUUUCUCUCAAAGUCAAUCAAUAAAUAAAAAAUUUAAGAAAAUAAUGCUUGCAAAAGUCACUUGGGAAGUAUUUCUGAUGCAAGUUAAAUUAUUACUUAACUAAAUCCCAUUGGUGCAAGACUACUAGACAUGGAACAUUUUUAUCUAGCCUAACUGCUUACAUAAAAUGUUGAUUCUGUUAUAAUUAUAUAGAUAGUGUAGCAUCUUUUUUCUUUAUUCCUCCUUUUAUAAUUGUACUGUUAAAGCAACAACAUUUGAGGAGUUAGAUCAUAGGUGAUAAAAAUAAUAACAUGAGUACUGGCACUAUCAGAGGGAACACUUUGCAAAGUAUAUGAUUGUCUAACCACUAUGCCGUACUAAAACCAAUACAAAGUAAUAUUAAAAGCAAACUGUAAUUGAGCAAUAAAGUCAGUUUUCACAUAUGGAACUAAAAGGAAAAUAAAUCAAAUGAAACAUUAAUACAAAAGGAAUAACAAACACUAUUUGCCAGGCAUAAUUUUAAGGGCUUUACAUAUCUUCAUUUGGUUCUGAGAGCAACCCUAUGAUGUAGGUGCUGUGUUUAUGUCCUUUUCACAGAUGAGGAAACUGAAGUCUACUGAUGUAAUGUAACUUGUUCGUGCUCUUAAUUACUGUACUGUGCUUCUCCCUUUUAUAGAACUAGUCUCCUACAUUUCUACUUAAAGAAUUAAGAAGUCAGAGAUGACAGAGGAUUUGAAAGUUCUCUAGUGAAGAAGGGAAGCCAGGGCUCAUAAGUCAUUGAGUUGUAUGACUACCCUGCAUUUAACUUUGGGUUAAGCCAGUUUUAAGUGGCUGGGCCACUGCAGAGACCCUCUUGGGAUAAUAAAAUGUUUAUAUCUCACAUAGCUCUAAUAAACAAUCAUGCUUAUGA
Messenger RNA from Myotis daubentonii (Daubenton's bat), 3209 nucleotides. RefSeq names its product RNA binding motif protein 43 (gene RBM43). The record is from RefSeq and is a predicted model, not a curated record. Bases 749 to 1651 code for a protein of 300 amino acids. NCBI's taxonomy places the organism in Eukaryota, Metazoa, Chordata, Mammalia, Chiroptera, Vespertilionidae. The transcript is spliced from 5 exons. Gene Ontology annotation, molecular function: nucleic acid binding.